GCUGGUGAAUUAUCUGUGGUAGAACUAGAGAACCUCAUGGUGAUUGUUGCCAACCCCCACCAGUUCAAAAUUCCAGACUGGUUUUUGAACAGGAAGAAGGAUUACAAGGAUGGGAGGUAUUCUCAGGUUGUCUCAAAUGCACUAGAUAGGAAGUUGAGAGAUGAUUUGGAGCGAUUGAAGAAGAUCAGGAACCAUCAUGGUUUGAGGCACUACUGGGGUCUCCAUGUUCGUGGUCAGCACACCAAAAUAAUAGGCCGCAGAGGAAAGAUUGUUGGUGUCUCCAAGAAGCGUUGAGUGCUUUUUCUUCUCUUCUUUUUUCAGUUAACCAUGUUAGAUUGGCCUGGUGAGAUGUAUUUUGAGUUUUAGAAUUGUUUAGUGGUUGUUCCUUCCUGUUUUUGUUUUACAAUCCAGUCUGAGCUGGGUUCUAGUUUUUGCAAUAUUUGGAUCUUUUGACUGAAUUUAUACUUCCCUAUGGGCCCAAGUUAUUAGCGGAUUAUGAUGGGUGAAAAUCUAAA
This is a messenger RNA of Magnolia sinica, 515 nucleotides long. RefSeq names its product small ribosomal subunit protein uS13z/uS13y/uS13x-like. Lineage: Eukaryota; Viridiplantae; Streptophyta; Magnoliopsida; Magnoliales; Magnoliaceae. Gene Ontology annotation, biological process: translation. The transcript has a single exon. Gene Ontology annotation, cellular component: cytosol; ribosome; small ribosomal subunit. The coding region runs from base 37 to 294 and encodes 85 amino acids. The record is from RefSeq and is a predicted model, not a curated record. Gene Ontology annotation, molecular function: structural constituent of ribosome; RNA binding.